This is a messenger RNA of Tachyglossus aculeatus (Australian echidna), 1515 nucleotides long. Its product is annotated as olfactory receptor 6C74-like. The transcript has 7 exons. Gene Ontology annotation, molecular function: olfactory receptor activity; G protein-coupled receptor activity. The record is from RefSeq and is a predicted model, not a curated record. Lineage: Eukaryota; Metazoa; Chordata; Mammalia; Monotremata; Tachyglossidae. Gene Ontology annotation, cellular component: membrane. Gene Ontology annotation, biological process: G protein-coupled receptor signaling pathway. Bases 28 to 1515 code for a protein of 495 amino acids.
UUAUACAACAGGAGUCACAGCUCGGCCAUGAGGAAUCACACGCAAGUGACUGAGUUCAUCCUCCUAGGGCUCACAGACGACCCGGACUUGCAAGCGGUGAUUUUCCUCUUCAUGUCUACCUCCUACGUACUGAGUGUCACCGGCAACCUGACCAUCGUCACCCUCACCCUGCUGGACUCCCGCCUCCACACCCCCAUGUACUUCUUCUUGCGCUGCUUCUCCUUCCUGGAGAUCUGUGUCACCUCUGCCUGCAUUCCCAGAUUCCUGGCUACCAUUGUCACGGGGGAUAAGACGAUUUCCUACAACUGCUGUGCAACUCAGCUAUUUUUUGUCAUCCUCUUGGGAGUGACCGAGUUCUUCCUCUUGGCUGCCAUGUCCUACGACCGCUACGUCGCUAUCUGCCGGCCGCUGCACUACAUGACCAUCAUGAGCCAGAAAGCCUGCACCCUACUGGUCCUCUGCUCCUGGCUAAUCGGGUUCCUGUACAUCUUUCCUCCUGUUAUCCUUGGCCUCCAAUUGGACUUCUGUGGCCCGGUAGACAUUGACCAUUUCUUAUGUGAUGUCUCCCCCCUUCUCCUGCUCUCCUGCUCAGACACCGGCUUCCUGGAGCUGAUGGCUUUCAUCUUGGCCAUGGGGACACAACUGGUCACCUUAAUGCUAGUGGCCGUGUCCUACAUGGCCAUCACCCGCGCCAUCCUGAGACUGCCCUCCGCUCAGCAGAGGAAAAAGGCCUUUUCAACCUGCUCCUCCCACAUGGUCGUGGUCUCCAUCACAUACGGGAGCUGCAUCUUUAUGUACAUCAAACCGUCUGCCAGGGACAGGGUGGACUUAAACAAGGGUGUAGCCGUGCUCUACACUUCCGUGGUCCCCAUGAUGAACCCCUUCAUCUACACCCUACGAAACCAGCAGGUCAAGCAGGCCAUCAGGGACCUGGUGCACCGAGUUGAAUUUUCCGCCAAGGGGAGGUCUCAGCCCAUGGUCGCCUGUCCAGGUAUUGAGCGCGAGCUGUUGACAUGGUCUCUUCAUUUCACCGGGUCCUCCUCACCCACGAAGUCACCGGAGUCUGUCUACUUAACCAUGAGGAGAGAGAGGAAAGUCCCGCGCACGGAGCCUUUGCUGCCGGGGGGCGUCUCCGGGCUGCCGUGGUCUCUUUUUGCCCGCUCCAAAUCCGCGGAGCGGGGGUUCCAAGCUGUCACCGCCGUGGACCUCUCACUGCCCUUCCCCUACCGCUCUCCCUUCUACCCUGCUGCACACCCAGAGAGUCUGAGCUGCCGCUGCUUUGGAGCCUCACCCUCGUCUGCAGGAGGCUCACUGCCCGAACGUGACUCCCCCGCAACCCCCAACCCCAGUCUCAGAGGAUGCCGAAACUUCGGCAUUGUUGGGCAUAGAUGGAAUCACUUGUCCAAUGGCGAUGGGAGGGAGAGGAAGCGAGCAGGAUCUGGAGAGGUGCAUAACCUCAAUCUGUGGAAGACUGCAUCCACCUUCCCUCGAUCCCUGCACUCCCGGAACCAGUGA